Molecule: messenger RNA, 789 nt
Organism: Plasmodium yoelii
Lineage: Eukaryota; Apicomplexa; Aconoidasida; Haemosporida; Plasmodiidae
Product: fam-b protein
Exons: 2
Coding region: 1-789 (262 amino acids)
Source: RefSeq, a predicted model, not a curated record
AUGAGAAUCAGCAUUUUAAAAUUUGUUUUUUUUUCAAUUAUUAUUUGUUUUUUUGAAUAUGCCAAAAAUGAAUUAUACUUUAUAAAUAAGAGAAAUGUAUAUCAUGAAAGGAAUAUAACAAAUUUUAGAAAUAAUAGGAUAUUAGCAGAUGCAGACAAUCAAUUCGAUUUAAAUGAUUUUUAUCAAUCAACUUUGAGUCUUGCAAAUCAAUUUAAUGAAUAUGAUAACUAUGUCGAUGACGAAGAAAUGUCAUUUAUUCGAAAUGCUAUAGACUCACAUAUAAAGAAGCAUAUAAAAAGUAAUAAAUUACCCGAUUUAAAUAAUGUAGAUAAGAAAACUAAAAAGUUAGUCAAUGAACUUCUAACAGAAUUAGAAGAAGUAAAAAAAGAGAUUAAUAAUAAAAGGAAUAGUGAAUUAGAAAUACAACCGAUACAAGAUAAAAGAAUAACAAAAAAAGAUGAAAAUAAUUCUGUAUCAGAAUAUGAAAAUUUUAGACAAUUGGAAAAUUAUAAAAAUAAUUUGGAGAGUGAAGAUUAUAAUUUUGAUGGUGAAUAUGUUGAAAUUACAGCAAGUAAUCAUUAUAAGAAAUUAGAAAUUGGUCAAAAGAUAGAAAAAACAAAUUUAGUUGCAUUUAAGAAGCUUAUGAUGUUUAUGGUAUCUCAAAUUUUUAUAGCAGCAACAGGAGGGGGGUACGUAAUAGUAUUACUUAUACCAUAUUUAGUUUCCAUAAUUAAGAAAUGUUGGAAAGUCAUUAAAUUACGCUUUAAAUUAAAAAAACUAUCAAAAUAA